CUCAUCUCGAAUCAGACCGAAUGGAAUUCUGCACUGCCUUCUUAAAAGAUUCCGCACAUACACACAUUCCUCUGACGUUUUGCCCAGCGACGUACACCGCGCUGGCGUGACCAGAAAAGCUGCUCGGUAACAUUGUGGAUCGGGACAGCAGUCAAGAUAUUCGAGAGCAAAGAAACUAUUAAUAACGUAGCACUGUUUUAGGAGAGACUCAGGAGUGGAACUGCCAGUAUGCCGCUGUUCGGUAAAUCCCACAAGAGUCCGGCAGACAUCGUCAAGACCUUGAAGGAGAACCUUGCCAUCCUGGUCAAACAGGACAAGAAGACAGAGAAGGCGUCUGAAGAGGUUUCUAAGUGUCUGGUGGCCAUGAAGGAGAUCCUGUAUGGGACCAAUGACAAGGAGCCUCACACAGAGACCGUGGCCCAGCUAGCCCAGGAGCUCUACAACAGCGGCCUGCUCAUCUCGCUGGUGGAGAACCUGCAAGUCAUCGACUUUGAGGGAAAGAAGGACGUGUGUCAGAUCUUCAACAACAUCCUGCGGAGGCAGAUCGGCACGCGCAGCCCCACUGUGGAGUACUUCUGCUCCCACCAGGAGGUGCUGUUUGUGCUGCAGAAGGGGUACGAGACGCCCCAGGUGGCGCUGAACUGUGGCAUCAUGCUGAGAGAGUGCAUCAGACACGAGCCCUUGGCCAAGGUCGUCCUCCACUCGGAGCACCUGCACGACUUCUUCAAGUACGUGGAGAUGUCCACCUUCGACAUCGCCUCGGACGCCUUCGCCACCUUCAAGGAUCUAUUGACGAGACACAAGGUCCUGGUGGCGGAAUAUCUAGAACAGAACUAUGAUGCUAUCUUCACCGACUACGAAAAGCUCCUGCAUUCUGAGAACUAUGUGACGAAGAGACAGUCGUUAAAGUUGUUGGGAGAGCUACUGCUGGACAGGCACAACUUCACAGUGAUGACCAGGUACAUCAGUAAGCCAGAAAACCUGAAGCUCAUGAUGAACCUGCUGAGGGACAAGAGCCCCAAUAUCCAGUUUGAGGCCUUCCAUGUCUUCAAGGUGUUUGUGGCCAACCCAAACAAGACACAGCCCAUUGUGGACAUCCUGUUGAAGAACCAGACCAAACUCAUCGACUUCCUUAGCAACUUCCAAAAAGACCGCACGGACGACGAGCAGUUCAACGACGAGAAGACCUAUCUAAUCAAACAGAUCCGCGACCUUAAGAAACCGGCCUCUUAAAGUACGCCCCUCAACCCACACCCAAUACUUAAAACCUUAACUUUUUAUUCACAAAAAAAAUAGAAAAAAAUGCAUUAACCGUAAUAAUUAUGAUUCUAUUUAAAAUCUCAAAAGACAUUUGUCUUUUCUUGUUUCUUUUAUCUUUCAAAGAAUAGUCCUUAAAUGCUGAUUCAAUUUAUUUUGACUUAUUUUUUUCUUCAUCGACUUUGAUCAUUCACGUGAACUAGUGCCACAACGGAAUGUUUGAGGCAGACAAUUUUGUGCUCUCGGGAGAACCAAUGGUUGAAGAGAUUUGGCCAAUGGCGGAGGGAUACGGGGAGUCCAGGGGUCUUAAAAGGAGUCUUUCUUUACCAUUUUAUGCAUGAGUUAGCUAGAUCGCUCCCACCUUCUACAAACACUCCUAAUGUUGCUGCAGAACAAUGAAAGGAAUUUACCAUUUGGAAUUAUGAGGAAAUUCAACUUUAUGAGCAGUGUUUAAAUACACCUGACAGAUUCUAGAAAUGGUAGUGCUGUUUUGUACAUAACUAGGCUAAUACGAUUUUUGUUAGUGUGGAACUCCUAUUUGACCUUGCUCUACUGUGAAUGCCUUGCAUUUACACUAACAGGUAAUUGGAUAUUAAAACAUCUAAAUUCUUUUUUUUCCCCUUUUUUUUUUGAAGACUAAUUAUGAACCUAAAAUAAGCAUAAUGUUUAUUUUUAAUAUGAAAGUUACAGUUGAUAUGACUUAUUAUUUUAAUCAUUGGUUCUCUUCAUGAGAGGCUGAUGGCUACUUUCCGUUUUAUUGAAUGCUAGGGUGUCUUUUGGUUCCUCCACGGGCUUGGUCAUGAUUAUUUUUACUUUAAUUAAAGUGUUUGUUUCCUUUGUCAUGUGAAUGAAUGCUGGUUGUAUCUGUUUGUGAGUGACAUAGUAUAAUCCACAAAGGCAUUUUUUGGGAGACCUCUGUUGAAGGAGGAUAUGGGGAGAUGUUUUUUUUUCUUUUUUUUUUCUAUACAUAAGUGAUUUCUUUGAGCUUUUGUCAUUAUUUAGAUAGGAGUUUAGAAGCAGAACUGUGGGAACACACUAACAGUUGGGGACUAACAUUCAGAGGUGCCUUUUUGGUUUUGUGUUUUCCUUUUCUCUUUAGUAUACUUUAAACACCUUCUAGGGGAGCUUAAUUCUUAAUUUGAAAAUAUGGUCUGAUUGACCAUAUUUUGUGUGAUUAAGCAAUGAACCUCUGACUCACUAUAUCUGAGUUAUGCUGCACCAAGAGGCCAAAUCUAAGAGGAUGUUAGGAGGAGUUGACCAUGGACAGGCUAGGUGGCGCCAUCUUGCUGUGAACAAAUAUAUCACAUGGAGCCAAGGACCACAAAACAAUGCAUGGAGGUGAAACAAAUUCAUUAUCACACUCUGUAUGACCGGAAUUUGUGAUUUAGUUGCAAAACAAAGAAAAAUAUAAAACCAAUCAAUCAAUAAUGUGUAAUAUGAAGAAGGAAAAUAAUUAUUGGUUGUUCUUGAUAUUGCCAAAUUGUGGAUAGGUUGAACAAGGCACAAGGCACAAAAAUAGUUACUUUUGUGUCAUAAUGCACUUGUAUACUUGGAGAUAAAACAAAGCCGCAAGAAGACUUAAGCUGUGACAAUAUUCUACAUGUUUAAAACGAGACUUAACAGAUUCAGGCAUUCUCAAACUGAACCAUCACCUGAGCCAAUUUCAUCUAAUUCUUCUUCACUUAUCCUCUGUUUCUGGACUAAAUGUUCAAAUUAAAUGGUCAAAUUAAAAACAAUUGGACAUUCUGCCCAUCUCUACAACGGGAUUCAUCUGAAAACCAACCAUGUGUAUUUUCCACCUUGAUGCUACAGUAUGACAUCACCAAUAAAACGGAUAGAACAGAAAA
Hypomesus transpacificus is the source of this 3104-nucleotide messenger RNA. RefSeq names its product calcium binding protein 39-like (gene cab39l). The record is from RefSeq and is a predicted model, not a curated record. Lineage: Eukaryota; Metazoa; Chordata; Actinopteri; Osmeriformes; Osmeridae. The transcript is spliced from 9 exons. Gene Ontology annotation, biological process: intracellular signal transduction. Gene Ontology annotation, molecular function: protein serine/threonine kinase activator activity. Bases 229 to 1233 code for a protein of 334 amino acids.